Molecule: messenger RNA, 1353 nt
Organism: Diplodia corticola
Lineage: Eukaryota; Fungi; Ascomycota; Dothideomycetes; Botryosphaeriales; Botryosphaeriaceae
Product: mitochondrial carrier
Exons: 2
Coding region: 1-1353 (450 amino acids)
Source: RefSeq, a predicted model, not a curated record
AUGGCCGACAAUGGCGACGACGAGGCGGCCGCUGGAUUCCUCUACAACAGCCAGCUGGAUGCUUUCGACCUCUACCACAUCGUCCAGGAAGAAACCAGGCCGCGGCGCGCCCCGCUCGGCCCCGCCUUGCCCGCGCUCGGCCACGCGACGUCCGGCGCGCUGGGUUCCGCGAUAGCGAAGCUGCUAAUGUACCCGCUCGACCUCGUCAUCACGCGGCUGCAGGUGCAAGCACAGUUCGAGAGCGGUGAUGGUAAUGGCGACGAUGAUGCCGACUACAAGGACAUCAUCGACGCGAUCAAGAAGAUUUACGCCAGAGAGGGCGGGCUGCCGGCGUUCUACAGCGGCGUGGCGCAAGACCUGGCCAAGAGCGUGGCCGACUCCUUCCUCUUCUUCCUGGCGUACAAUUUCGUCAAGAGCAGCAGACAGGCGCGCAAGGCGGAUCCGAAGAAGGCGCUGCCGGCGUUUGAGGAGAUUGCCGUGGGCAUGGUGGCCGGCGCCUUCUCCAAGUUCUGGACGACGCCGGUGCAGAACAUCGUCACGCGCAAGCAGACGGCCAGCAUGGUGGCGGCGCGGGACAGGACGAGCAGCGCGAGCCCGGAGCUCAGCGCGCGCGACAUCGCGCUGCAGAUUCGCCACGAGAAGGGCGUGCGAGGCUUCUGGUCGGGCUACUCGGCCGCCCUCAUCCUCACGCUCAACCCGGCGCUGACGUUCCUGCUGCACGAGUCGCUGCUCAGGCUGGUGGUGCCGCGCGCGGGCCGCGCGAAGCCCGGGUCCAGGGUCACGUUUCUGAUCGCGGCCUUCAGCAAGGUGGUCGCUUCGACCAUUACGUACCCGGUCUCGCUGGCCAAGACGCGCGCGCAGGCGUCAUCGCAGGCCCCGACGGAGGAAACGGAGGGCGGCGACUCGCUGCGGGAGAAGGACUCGAAUUCGGCCGCGACGAAGCAGACGAAGCGGGCGGGCCGCGCGACCAUCUUCGGCUCGAUUCUGGCCAUCGCACGGAGGGAAGGCAUGGCAGGGUUGUACCAAGGGCUGGGUGGGGAGGUGCUGAAGGGCUUCUUCAGCCACGGCCUCACGAUGCUGAUGAAGGAGCGCAUACACGUGGUGGUGAUCCAGCUGUAUUACCUCAUCCUCAAGGCGUUGCGGCGGUAUCCGGGCCCGCAGGAGCUGGCGGCGCAGGCGCAGGAGGAGAUGCGGGAGGCGGUGGAGGCGGGCCGAGAACUGGUGGGCUCGGCGUCAGAGAAGCUGGCGGGCGCCAUGGAGCAGACGUCGACGCAGGUGGGCGACGUCUACGGCAAAAGCGUUGAGCGCGCGGCGGAGCUGGUCAAGCGGGACGGCGGUAAGCAGGGAAAUUAA